AUGGACUACUCCAACUACGCCCCUCACGCAUCCCAGCCCUACUCAACGCUAUACGGGCUGCCUACUCCCGACCAGCCGCCACAGGCGCCCUCCGAAGAUGUCCUCCACGACCCAUUUGCACUGAAUGGCGCUUACAAUCAGUAUUAUCCGGGGUUCGACCCCUCUUUCCGCCUUGACCCCUCCUCGACCUUCGGUCCGCCGCCCCAUUCGCCCCCGGACUCGUUCACGAAGCACUCGGUAUCGAGCAAUGAUGUGCAUAAUAGCACCAAGCCAGAGCCUACAUCCAUUGAUGGGGAUGAUAGCCAAUACCGUGAUCCGGCCGGGCGCAGUAGCAGCGAGGAAAAGGACUCGGCGAUGCCAGCGCAAAGUAAGCGCAAGGCUCAAAAUCGGGCAGCUCAGCGAGCCUUCCGCGAGCGAAAAGAGCGCCAUGUCAGGGACCUUGAAGACAAAGUGAACAAUCUCGAACAGUCAUCUUCGACCCUCCAAGCCGACAACGAGCGCUUGAAGCGUGAACUCGCCAAAUACGCAACCGAAAAUGAGAUCCUCCGUGCGACCUCACACUCUCUGCAUGGCAAUAGCGGUGCCAAAGAAGCCCCUGCACCAACCGUCACAGGGCCAAUGACAUACUCUCCAACAGACUUCUACUCGACCUUAAUGCCCGAGGCUGCCGGUCCUACUGGCCCGACUCCAACGGGCCAACACCGCGUUACAGUGUGCGCGAUUACCGGCGAGAGACUCCUUGACGCUAGCGCGACGUGGGACCUGAUUCAAAGCCACGAGUUGUUCAAACGAGGACAGGUCAAUAUCGGCGAUGUCGCUGAGCGGCUGAAGGGCUCGGCCCAGUGCAAUGGGCAAGGCCCUGCUUUCAAGGAAAGUCAGAUUCUGAAGGCUAUCGAGGAGAGUGUUGCUGAUCGCGAUGAGCUGAUCUAA
Penicillium subrubescens is the source of this 930-nucleotide messenger RNA. It is a transcript of the gene rsmA, whose product is annotated as putative bZIP transcription factor (Fcr3). The transcript is spliced from 3 exons. Gene Ontology annotation, molecular function: DNA-binding transcription activator activity, RNA polymerase II-specific; transcription cis-regulatory region binding. NCBI's taxonomy places the organism in Eukaryota, Fungi, Ascomycota, Eurotiomycetes, Eurotiales, Aspergillaceae. The record is from RefSeq and is a predicted model, not a curated record. Gene Ontology annotation, cellular component: RNA polymerase II transcription regulator complex. Bases 1 to 930 code for a protein of 309 amino acids.